Benincasa hispida (wax gourd) is the source of this 2424-nucleotide messenger RNA. RefSeq names its product Heavy metal transport/detoxification superfamily protein. Gene Ontology annotation, molecular function: metal ion binding. The record is from RefSeq and is a predicted model, not a curated record. Lineage: Eukaryota; Viridiplantae; Streptophyta; Magnoliopsida; Cucurbitales; Cucurbitaceae.
AAAUGCAAGUGAAGAGUGGGAUGAAUAAAAAAAAAUAGAAAAAAGAAAAGCGGGGGUGUGUUCGAAAAUAAAGAGUACUCUGCCUCUUCGUUUUGGUGCAGCCAGCAGCGUUUUUCACUUUCUCCUCUGCCCCCAUUUGCUUCGCUUCGCUUUGUUUUAACAUUAUUUUUUCUUCUCUUUCUUCUUUCUUUCACCCUGAAAAAGAGGAACGAGUUAACACACAAACCCUUUUAACACACCUAUCCCAUCUCUCUGCUUCUCAACUUUGGUCUUCGUUUCUUCCCUUUCUUUCUCUGUACUCAGAUUCCUACUUUCUCUGGAUUUGCUUCGUUGAGUUCCAAGAGAAUUACUAACCCAAAAAUACAACUAAUACCCAUUACUCUCUCCUCUCUUUCAUUUCCCAGAUCUAUUCUCCUCUCCUCUCUUUUUUCUUUUCUUUUCUUUUUUUUUCCCCCUUUUCUUUCCUCUCUUUGUCUCUCUCUCUCUCUCUCUCACACGCACACUGUUUGUUUGACUUGAAGCUAUGAGUAAAGAAGAGUUUUUGAAGAUCCAGAAAUGUGUUUUGAAGGUGAACAUUCACUGUGAUGGAUGUAAGCACAAGGUGAAGAAAAUCUUGCAGAAAAUCGAUGGGGUUUUCACUACCGAGAUAGAUGCAGAACAGGGAAAGGUCACAGUGACCGGAAAUGUAGAUGCAGCCGUACUCAUCAAGAAGCUGGCAAAAUCCGGCAAACAUGCAGAGAUUUGGGGCGGCCAACCGGCUAACAACAAAAAUCAGCAAAACAACAUAGCUAAUCAGAUGAAGAACACGCAAAUUGAUAAUGCGAAAGGUGGGAACAACAAGGGCCAGAACCAGAAGGGCGGCGCUGCUGGCGGUGGCGGCAAUGGAAAUAACCUGCCUAAAGGUGGACAAGGGCAAGGGUUGCAACCGUCGCAGCUUCAGCAGCUACAAGCGAUCAAAGGGUUUCAAGAUCUGAAGCUCCCACCCCAAUUUAAGGGCUUGAAAUUACCCGUUAAAGAUCAGAACCCGAAUCUUCCCAAAGGCGGGAAGUUCAAUUUGGACGAGGGUGAUGAUCUGAGCGAUGAGGAUGAUCUUGAUGACUAUGAUGAUGAGGAUUAUUAUGACGAUGACGAUGAGUUUGAUGAUGAUUUAGGUAAUCUUCACCUUCCUCCGGCGAAUAAGAUGAUGAAACCCAUAAUGGGAAAUGCCCAGAUGCCGAAAACGACGAUGAAUGGGAAUCAUCCACCGGUGAUGAAUGGUCCAGCCGCCGGAGGAAAUGGCGGAGGUAACGGUAAAAAAGGCGGUGGAGCUGUGCCGGUUCAGGGGAAUAACAAUGCGAAGAAUGGAAAUGGCGGAGGUAAAGGGACUGGCGGUGGAGGUGGAGGUGGGAGCAAUCAAAAACAGGGCAGCGGCGGAGGUGGAGGAAAAAAUAACGGUGGUGGCGGUGCUGCUGGCGGUGGUGGGGGCAAUAAUAAAACUGGUCACGGCGGUGGGAAUGGUAGCAAUAAUGGAAUGAACGGCGGUCAAAAGGCAGCCGGUGGGUCAAAUGGAAUGGGCCAUGAUUUACAGAGCUUGGUCGGCGCUCAUGGAUUGGGAAUGCCCAAUUUGAGUCAAAUGGGUCAAAUGGGUGACCGGCCGAUGGGCCAAAUGGGUAAUAUUCCGGCGGUACAAGGUCUUCCCGCCGCGGCCCCAGCGCCAACCAUGAACGGCAACGGUGGCGGUGGUGGAGCCGGUAGGUUUUUGCCGGAGGGAAUGGCGGGGAACCCUUACCAACAGCACCCACAGCAGUACAUGGCGCAAAUGAUGAACCAACAACAACACCACGCGCUCGGGCACCAACCGAUGAUGUACGCGCGGCCAUCGCCAGCCGUAAAUUACGUGCCGCCGCCGUACCCAUACCCAUAUCCACCACCGUACCACAACCCAUAUCCCCCAACGCAGCCAGAACCCUACACAUAUUUUAGCGACGAGAACCCCUCAAGUUGUAACAUCAUGUGAAACCACCAUACCGUCGGCGACGGCGGUUGUGCCGCCGGAAUUUCGGAUCGGAAUCUGCAUUAUACUCUUCUUCUACUAAGCUACUUGGGAAUGGUUCUCUCUUAUAAAUUUUAGCCUUUCUCUAUAUCAUAUUUCACCCUCUUGAUUUUGCUUGUUUUUUCUCUCUUUUUUUUUUUGGAAUUUGAAGCUGGAUUAGAGUCUUUAAUCAUAUCCUCAAGACAAAAAAAAAAAAAGUAAUUAUAGAUAAUUAAAUUAAGAAGUUGGAAUGGAAGAAGGAAGUAUGGAAAAAUGGUAGUGAGCUUUGCCCUUUUUUUUCGUCUUUUUUCUUUUCUUGAGACGCCAUGUUUAUAAGUGUUUAUAUGUUAUAUAAACAACAAUAAAUGAAAAUUUGAGAUGGGGAUUGUAAAUUCCCAUUUCUUUGCUUUGUC